UAAAAAUACGUCAUCAAUUAGUUCCCGGAAGGAAGAAAACUGCACACACCAAACCGACCAAGUCAUGACAGACUUUCUUGCAGAAAAUGAACUAUUUACGCUUAGAAAUCGAUUUAAAAGAGAUGCAGAGCUGCUUCUUCAAGGGAUUUCUGAUGAUGGAGAAGAAAAGAGUAAAGAAGAUAAAGAUGUCAAACCACUCCCACGCUUUAACAGUCACUCCAUCUUCUGGAUCCUAGCCUCCAUAGGGUUGACCUACUAUGUGGAUUUCUUUUCCGUCAUCAUGGAAAACACAGAUAUUAAGAGCUGGUGGUUUAAUGUUGGGUUAGUGCUGCUGGGGUUAUGCAUAUCUCUCGCAGCCUUCUGCAUUGUUUACCUGGAGUGGUGUAAAGGCAUCCAACAUUAUGACCAGGAGUACCCUGCUAUUCCUCCUGUAACUACUGCGGCCUUCAUCGCAGCCUCUUGCAGCUUCAACAUAGCACUUUGGCCAGUGUGGUCCUUUUUCACUCCUGUGAUCCUCUUCACUCAGUUCAUGGGAGUUGUGAUGUUCAUCUCACUUUUAGGAUGACGUGACAAGAUACCCAGGAUGUUCGGGCAUUGUCGCCACCACUUACAAGUACACAUCAGAUUUAACUUUUCAGCAAACGCUUAGCUUUUAUAACUGUUCUAUUAAUGUCAUUAUUUCUUUUGCCAUAAUGGUAAAUGGAGCUUUUGGGAAGUGUCAUCCACAAAUGGAAAUGUUUAUAACUAAACCAGUAAAAUGGAAUUGUUUUCUUAAA
Messenger RNA from Clupea harengus (Atlantic herring), 776 nucleotides. It is a transcript of the gene tmem128, whose product is annotated as transmembrane protein 128. The record is from RefSeq and is a predicted model, not a curated record. NCBI's taxonomy places the organism in Eukaryota, Metazoa, Chordata, Actinopteri, Clupeiformes, Clupeidae.